Molecule: messenger RNA, 1800 nt
Organism: Lutzomyia longipalpis
Lineage: Eukaryota; Metazoa; Arthropoda; Insecta; Diptera; Psychodidae
Gene: gny
Product: probable dolichyl pyrophosphate Man9GlcNAc2 alpha-1,3-glucosyltransferase
Exons: 2
Coding region: 256-1776 (506 amino acids)
Biological process (GO): protein N-linked glycosylation
Cellular component (GO): endoplasmic reticulum membrane
Molecular function (GO): dolichyl pyrophosphate Man9GlcNAc2 alpha-1,3-glucosyltransferase activity
Source: RefSeq, a predicted model, not a curated record
AUUGACACUAAACUGGAAGUUUUGUGAAGGUUACGAAGAAAGUCUUCGCAUGAAAAUAGAGCUGUAAGUUUUUUCAUUUUGCAUUUUCACAUAAUUUUUCCACAAAAUUAAGUGUCGGUUUUGGGGUGCACUAUGACAACGUACACAGAAGACUAUCUAAAGCAAAAAUUAAUUGAGAAAUUAGACGCAACUCACGUGGUAAGUGGAAGAUUUUGAUGACGUUGCUCGCGCGGUUGAAGAACAUUCCGGUCAAAGAUGAAUCGUAAAUGGGCUAUUGUGGUGUGUAUAGUGGGUUUGGGGGCUUUCCUGAGGGCUACUGUGUCCCUGCACGCGUACUCGGGGGCCGAUAAGCCUCCCAUGUUUGGUGAUUUUGAAGCACAACGUCACUGGCAGGAGAUCACGGUGAAUCUUCCCACGAGAGAUUGGUACAGGAACACCACGGACAAUGACCUGCUGUACUGGGGUCUGGACUAUCCACCCCUGACAGCCUAUCACAGCUGGAUGUGUGGAAAAGUAGCCCAGCUGGUGGAUCCGGGCUUUGUGGCGCUGCACACAUCACGCGGAAUCUCCAGUGCAGCUCACAAGCUCUUUAUGAGGCUCACCGUCCUCCUAGCAGACAUCCUAAUCUACCUCCCAGCUGUCUACUGGGGUUGUUCGGCUGUUUGGAAGCGAACCCACAUUGACAUAGUGCCGGCAAGCUGGAAAGUUCUCCAUCUCAUCCUAGCCAUGAGCUUUCCAGGCCAAAUUCUCAUUGACAAUGGGCACUUCCAGUACAACAAUAUCUCUCUCGGCCUCACAAUCUGGGCGACAGUUUGUCUCCUCCACGAUCGCCUCUUCCUCGCAUCCUUCCUCUUCACCCUGGCGCUGAAUUACAAACAAAUGUCCCUCUAUCAUGCCCUCCCAUUCUUCUUCUAUCUCCUGGCCAAAUGCCUACCCGGUGGGAGGAAUAAGCUCUCCAUCAGUGACGCCCUAGGGAGGCUCUUACGCAUUGGAGUGAUUGUGAUUGUAACAUUUGCCCUUCUCUGGCUUCCCUGGCUCAGAGAUGUGGAUGACAUGAAGCAAGUUCUUGUGAGAGUUUUUCCCAUCAAUCGGGGACUCUUUGAGGACAAAGUGGCCAAUUUUUGGUGCACUUUUAACACCAUUUUCAAGUUCAAGGAUGCCAUUCCGAAGGAAAAGAUGGCGCUCUACUGCCUCAGUACAACACUAAUUUCAGUCUUUCCGAGUGGCAUCAACCUCUUCUUCAGGCCAACAAAGGAAAACUUCCUUUUAUCCCUAAUCAACACUUCCCUUGGAUUUUUCCUCUUUUCCUUUCAAGUUCACGAGAAAUCCAUCCUUCUUGCUGCAAUUCCCAUUCUCCUGUACUUCCCCUUUGACCCAAUCACUUGCCUAUGGCUUCUGGAGAUUGCAACAUUCAGCAUGGUGCCAUUGUUGCAGAAAGAUGGCCUCUUUACAGCCUUUUUGGCACUUCAGGGAAUCUUUUUGCUAAGUAUUCGCCUGUAUCACUUAAUGGCGUCAAAAGGAAGAAAGGACAGCAUGGACUUCUUGCUUCUGGGCUGCUUUGUAGUUUCCAAAACAGUUCGAUGGCAGGAUAAUUUGAAAAUUUGGGCAUUUUAUUUGUCUCUAACUGGACAAGUAGCGCUUCUUAUUGGACAAGAGCUCAUCACACCACCGGAGAAUCUUCCGUACUUGUUCCCAUAUUUGAUUUCUGCCUUUAGUGGCCUUCACUUUAUUGCAUUUUUCUUAUACUUCAAUGUACGACAACUUUUCCUAUUGUAAAUAAAAGUUUUUUUUUUCAUGAAA